Molecule: messenger RNA, 2985 nt
Organism: Drosophila albomicans
Lineage: Eukaryota; Metazoa; Arthropoda; Insecta; Diptera; Drosophilidae
Gene: l(3)80Fg
Product: dnaJ homolog subfamily C member 16
Exons: 2
Coding region: 320-2662 (780 amino acids)
Source: RefSeq, a predicted model, not a curated record
CAGUUUUAGACGCCGCGACAACCCUGUCGGGGGUGUAGCGAUUAAAUUUGUAACUAGCAUAGAAAAAGAAUUCAAAACGAAAUUUGUUCUGUUUAAUAAAACAAAACAAAUUUAUUGGAGCGCCAUGUGCGUUGCCAAAAGCGUUUAAUCCCGUGUUAAUCAACUGCUAUUUAAAUUAAGCAAGCAAAAAACCAAAAAAUCGAUAACUCUCCACAUCAAUCAUACGCCUCGUAUCUGGAGCACACGACGGACCAACAACCCCCAUUAAAAGAAAAACGGGAUAAUAAAAUAACAGUAUAUAUAGAAUAAAUUCGACACAAUGAUGGCCAAUUAUUGGAUACUAUAUUGUGCUGCACUCACUGUGCUCGCUACUCUCGCCCACUGUGCCCUCAAUAAUCCCUACGAGGAACUUGGCAUAACGAGAUCGGCAACGGUGCAAGAAGUGCGGCGAGCCUAUAAACAAUUGGCCAAAGAAUGGCAUCCCGAUAAAAACAAUCAUCCGGACGCAGAGAGGCGUUUUGUGCAAAUCAAAAAAGCCUAUGAACUGCUCAACGAUCAGGAGCGACGCAAAGUUUACGAUCAACAUGGAAUCACAAGCGAGGAUUCGCAUUAUUUGCGACAAAAGCACGAUUAUAGCGGCUAUAAUCGUUUCGCUUUCGAUCCGGUUGAGGAGUUCUUUGGCAAACAGUUUGGCUUCGAUCAGGACAUAAGUUUGUAUCACAAAUUGUCCGUUACCUCGAAUUAUUUCGAACAAACAAUCAUACCAAAGAGCAAAACCAAAUUGCAUAUUAUCAUGUUCUACAAUGAUUGGUGUUUUGGCUGUAUGAGAAUUGUGGCGGCCUUUAAAAAGUUAGUCGACACCUUUGAGCCUCUCGGUGUGCAAUUUGCCACCAUAAAUGCGGCCCAUGAACCGGGCAUCUUAAGGAAAACCGGUGCCGAUGGCAUUCCCAGAAUGGUCCUGGUGAUGAGUGGUCACAGUUAUGUGUAUCGUGAGAAUGUUUAUACACAACAGAAACUGGCCGAGUUUAUACGCAAGAAAAUGCCAUUUAAGAUCGGACAACGCAUCAACGAUGAUAAUCUGGAAGAGUUCCUAAAGGGCUGGACAGAUAAUCGUGUGCGUGCCUUGGUCCUGGAACCAAGAAGUUCCACGAGAUUAAGGUAUCUGAUCGCUGCCUUUGGUUUUCACGAUCGCGUCGCCUUUGGUUUCGUCGAUCUGACGAAUAAGAAUACCAAAUUAAUCGCAGAUCGUUUUAAAGUGAAUCCCAAGCUGGAUACACUGUUUCUCUUCAAUGAGGAUUCGUUGCGUGCGGUGGCCAGCAUCUCCAUGGCGGAUAUACCAACGCAAACGUUAGAGAACAUCAUCUCAUCCAAUCAAUACUUGUCACUGCCGCGACUCUCGUCGCAAGAGGUGCUCGAGGGCGUUUGUCCCGCCGAAUGGAAUCGUCCCCGCAAGCGUUUGUGUGUCGUUCUCAUCACCGAGAACUCCCCGGAUUAUGACAUAGCACGCGGUGCAUUGCGACACAUUGCGUUGGAGAGCGGUUACAGUGCGGAGCGAGUGCGAUUUGCCUAUAUGUACAAGGAGAAGCAAGCGGAUUUCUUGAAUGCCAUUUCCAAAGGUUCCUUCGAGGAUAAUCUGCUGCGUCUCGUGGUCAUUUGGCGACGCGAUAGCACACAGAUCAAAUACGAAUGGGUCGAUGGUGCGAAGCUGGAUAUCAAGACCACAGAUUAUUUGAAUAACUCUGCCAUAAAUACGACAAAACAUGAGAUUAAUUUGACCAUACAGCGUCUAUUGAAAACGAAUGAAGCCCUCACCUAUGAGGCUUAUGUGCAGAAUCUCUUGGAUGAGCAUGCUCAGGGCAUACUAAGUAAAUGGAUUACACGUUUACUCUAUCUAGUCGAUUAUCUAUCCGAUAACAUUGAGGAUGAGCAUUUGUUUGCCGCUCUUUCGCUGCUGGGCACAAUUGCCUUUAUGUUUGCCAUCGGCUAUGUGAUGAUGUAUUUUGUUCGCGCCGAGGAGGAAACCCUCAAGGCGCAAGGACAACUCAACGACGGGUUGUGCAAUAAUAAGCCCAGCAAGCAAGCGCCUGAAUUGAAGCUCUAUGAGCUGCGAGCCGAGAAGUACAAUGGUCUGGUGCGUCUGCUGAAACCCGGUUGUCGCACGAUUCUCUUGAUUACAGAUCUGCAGAGUCGGACGAAGCUAAUACCGCCAUAUCAUCGAGCGGUUUGGCCGUAUAGACGGACCAAGACGCUGCUGUUUGGCCACAUGCUGAUCGAGAAGGGUUUGUCGUGGUAUUCGGAACUGUUACGCUUAUCGUUAUGCACAAAUCAGAAUCUACAGAUUAAUCCACGGAAUUGUGUGGGCACCGUAAUAGCAUUAAAUGGACAUCGCAAGUAUUUUUGCGUCUAUCAUGCCAAGCAUCCGGAAUGCGCUCGUGGCACAAAGCGUAUGAUUAAGAUGACCAAACAGCUGCUGGAUCGCAACGAUGAUCCAGAGAUUGGCAACUUUCUGGGCGUGAAUUAUUCGGAGGAAUCCGAUGCUGAAUCGAAUGUGCUCUUCGAGGACAAUCUGUUGGAUGGUCUCAGCAAUUGGCUGGAUCGAUUGUUCGAGGGCACCACACACAGAUACUAUAUUAACUAUUGGCCCGAUUUUCCCACUAAGUAGACAAAGACAGCGCUCGCAGCUUAGAUGAAUAAACAACAUAACAAAUAACAAAAAAAAAGCAACCAGAACAAAUAAUUGAAAAUAACGAAAGGAUUAUACUCCACUAAUCUUCUCUGCUCUUCAACUUUCAACUUUAAAAUACGUAGCGUAGCUUGCCUUCCUCCUCUUGCCUAUUCUCCAAAACUUGAUGUGGACCAAAAGUCAAGGAAACUGCCAACAACAUUUGCAUCGCCAAAUCAAUGAUCAGCCAUUAUCAAAAAGAAAAGAUUGCUAAAUCAAUCAAGCAUCAAUAUCAGUAUUUCGUUGAUCAAAUAUCACCACAA